AUGCGCACUUUCUUUGCUACCGCUCUCGCCUCUGCUGCUAUCAUCGGUGUUUCUGCCUCUCCAGGCCUCUCGUUAUCCCUUGUGACUCCUGAAUCCGUCUCGGAUAUCGAGGACUUUUCUGUGACUGCCAUAGUUAAAAACACUGGUAACGAGACCCUUAAGUUGCUCAAGGAUCCUCGCGGUGUGCUUUCCUCUGCGAGAACCCACACAUUCAGUGUCGCAAACGAAAAGGGAUCCCCUCAGUUUACUGGGAUGUUCGUCAAAUAUUCCCCUGAUGCCAUUGUAAAAAACAAUGCGGCUAGUUUUACUAUUCUGGAGCCUGGCCAAAGCUUUGAAAUCACCCACAGCCUUGCAGGCGUCUACAACUUUACUAACACUGGUGCCGGGAACUUCAAGCUUGAUACAGUGUCCAAUGUCUUCGAGUACGUCGACGCUUCGGGCAACCUUGCUACGAUCGAGGCCGCGACCCAGUCGAAAAAGGUCGGAGUCAGUGGCAAACUUGUAUCCACUCGCGGCCUUCCUAAAGUUGAAGCUCGCUCUCUUGGAAAGCGUGCAUACGUUGGUUGCAAUUCAAACCAACAGUCCCUAAUUGCUACCGCUGCGAAAUCCGCCAAUGAAUACGUGAAGGAGGCUAGCUCUUAUCUCAGCGGUGUUAACUCUGGGACUAAUCGAUACACUACUUGGUUCGGUGCUUACACCACUGAGCGUGCUUCGACAGUCAGUUCUCACUUCUCAUCUAUCGGCACCGACGCUACCAGUGUCACAUUUGACUGCUCUACCUGUACUGUCGAUGCUUUUGCAUACGUAUAUGCCGAUGAUUCUACCCGGGUUUAUCUGUGCAGGUCUUUCUGGGAAGCUCCAAACACUGGAACCGACUCGCGAGCUGGAGCUAUUGUCCAUGAGCUUUCACACUUUACUGUCAACGGUGGCACGGAGGACUAUGCAUACGGACACAACCUUGCCAAGAACCUCGCAAAAUCAAACCCUGCGCAGGCUGUUAUGAAUGCUGAUAGUCACGAAUACUUUGCCGAAAAUACCCCUGCUCUUUCUUGA
Messenger RNA from Rhizoctonia solani, 1053 nucleotides. Its product is annotated as peptidyl-Lys metalloendopeptidase. The transcript is spliced from 5 exons. Gene Ontology annotation, molecular function: metalloendopeptidase activity. The record is from RefSeq and is a predicted model, not a curated record. The coding region runs from base 1 to 1053 and encodes 350 amino acids. NCBI's taxonomy places the organism in Eukaryota, Fungi, Basidiomycota, Agaricomycetes, Cantharellales, Ceratobasidiaceae.